Messenger RNA from Penaeus chinensis, 1261 nucleotides. RefSeq names its product carotenoid isomerooxygenase-like. Gene Ontology annotation, molecular function: carotenoid dioxygenase activity; beta-carotene 15,15'-dioxygenase activity. Lineage: Eukaryota; Metazoa; Arthropoda; Malacostraca; Decapoda; Penaeidae. Bases 98 to 1261 code for a protein of 387 amino acids. The transcript is spliced from 4 exons. Gene Ontology annotation, biological process: carotene catabolic process; retinal metabolic process. The record is from RefSeq and is a predicted model, not a curated record.
AGGAGACCCGAGAGAGUGAAUCACCAUCUCAACUCGAAGCUUCGACUCACCCUCUCUCCCUCACUCGCACCUCGAGACUCACUGGUCACCGGUCACCAUGGCGCUGCCGCUCCACUCAAUAGUCAUCUUCGCCUUGCUGACCCUCGCUCACGGGGAGCCUGACCUGCCGACCUCCUCGUGGCUCCGUCACUGCGAGAAGGACACGCCCACUCCCGUCCAGGGCGUGACAGAGGGCGUGGUUCCUGCGUGGUUGGAGGGACGCCUGACGAGAGUGGGUCCCGGGAUGCGACAUGUCGGAAGCACGUCCUACAGGCAUCUGUUUGAUCCUUUGGCCCUUCUCCAUCUGGUCACCGUCCAGGGGGGGGAGGUCACCUACACGUCCAAGUACCUGGACAGCGACGCCUACCACGCAAACAUGGCGGCAAAUCGCAUCGUCGUGGGGGGAUUUGGCACCGCCCCCUUCCCGGAUCCAUGCCGCACCUUGUUCGACAGAGUAGCGUCUUGGUUCUCACGACCGCCCAAGAUAAUGGAUAACUGCCUUGUGAAUGUUCUGCAAGUGAGGGACCAGAUGGUUGCCAUGACGGAGACAGAUGAAAUGAGGGUUGUGGACGCGGAGACUUUGAACACUUUAGGAAAUAAGAUAACAAUAUCGGAUUACGUGGCAAUCCGACAAGCCACCGCCCACCCUCACGUCGAUCCCGACGGCACUGUUUACAACCUAGCUUCUUCCGGAAACAGACACGGCCCUACCUAUAACAUCAUCUCUCUUCCCAACGGUGAAAUUGAAAAGGCUAAAAUGGAGGCAUCGAUUCUGGCCAGGUGGAGGUUCCAUCCAGGAUACAUGCACAGUUAUGCCAUCACUGAAAAUUACUUCAUCCUGCUUGAAUCACCUUUCACGUUUAGCAUCGGUGCCCUUCUGGCCGGCCGCUACUUCGGCAAAAGCUUCGAGGAGGCUAUGGUGUGGUUCCCCAACGAGAAGGUCCAUUUCAGGGUGAUUGAACGGCGGACUGGACAGGAGCACCCGACUACCUUUACCUCUGACGCCUUCUUCACCUUCCACCACAUCAACGCUUACGAGACGAGUGAUGACAUGCUAGUCAUCGACGUCUCCUAUAUUGAAUCCGGCGAGAUCGUGAAGGCUCUCUACUACUCCAAUCUCAACAAAUCUAACACUGACCCGACGAAGUUUAAAUUUGACAGUGUGGCCAAGAGGUUUAUCUUGCCCAUGGGAAGAUGUCAGCGGAAUGCCCACCGAAAGUGA